AUUAUAGUAACUUUAUACUUAAUUGAAAAUGUGACAAACAUUAUAUUUUAAUGCUAUUCUUGAUUCGUUUUGUUCGAGAAUUUUGUAGUUAGCAAUGCGAACAAUAUACAUAAUAUGCAUAAUUAAUAUUACUACAGUUUAUUCUAUUAACAUAAUUAAGUAUUGAUAACAAGUCUCAUGUUGAUAACAAAAAUAAAUUAAUAUUCACCUACCUAAUUUGCCAUAUAGGCACAUACUGAUUGGCUAUGCACACUUGUUUCGUACACGUUUAUAUUGUAAUUGCCGGUAUCAGUGUUGGAGAUAACUUGUUUUUUAAUGAGGAAUAUUCAAGACUGCUUUUGUAAAAUGACGUACUGGCUGUUAAUUAUAUUUACAAGUUUGCUAGGGACAGAUGGGUGGUCGGAUAACCGACAGCGCAAGUUUAAGGAUGACUUCCUGUUUGGUGCAGCCACUUCAGCCUAUCAAGUGGAAGGAGCUUGGAACAUUGAUGGUAAGAGUGAGAGUAUUUGGGAUAGAUAUUUUCAUGAACAUCCUGAGGUGGUAGUGGAUGGCAGGAAUGGUGAUGUAGGCAGCGACUCUUACCACCAAUAUAAGAGAGAUGUGGAGUUGCUGAGAGAGCUAGGUGUAGACUUCUAUCGAUUCUCCAUGUCCUGGAACAGAAUAUUACCUACAGGUUUCCCCAACAAAAUCAAUGAAAAGGGUAUCCAAUACUAUGAUAAUCUUAUUAAUGAACUCCUUAAAUACAAUAUUGAACCAGUGGUGACUUUAUUCCAUUUUGAUUUACCCCAAACUCUCCAAGAUUUGGGCGGUUGGGCCAAUCCUUUAUGUAUUGAGUGGUUUGAAGAGUAUGCUCGCGUUGUAUUUGACAAAUAUGCGGAUAAAGUAAAAUAUUGGAUCACAGUUAACCAACCGAAUGACAUAUGUAUUGAAAGUUAUGAGAGUGAUAGGUGGCCACCAGCGGCUGAAUCAAAAGGGAUAGGACCAUAUUUGUGUAUAAAGAAUGUUAUGUUAGCCCACGCAAAUGUUUACAGAUUGUAUGUAAAUGAAUACAAGAAUAAGUAUAAAGGAUCUGUUGGAAUAUCAUUGGCAGUGAACUGGUUGGAACCUUUGAACAACAAGACUGAAAAUGUAGAAGCUGUUGAACUGUAUAGAGAAUUUACGCUGGGCUUGUUUAUUAACCCUAUAUGGUCAAAAGAGGGUGACUUUCCUCAAGUGGUGAAGGACAUUGUUGCCAAAAGGAGUAAGGAACAGGGAUUUACUAAAUCAAGAUUGCCAAUACUUAGUAAACAAGAAAUCAAAUUAUUAAAAGGUUCAUCGGACUUCUUAGGCAUAAAUCAUUAUACAACGUCUCUAGUAAGUCCAUCUAGCGACGAGUUUCCAUCACCGUCAAUCGCUGAUGAUGUUCGUGUACAACUGAGUAAGAGGUCUGAAUGGAAAAUUGCGAAGUCACCUUGGUUGGCGAGCGCUCCAUACGGUAUCUACAAAGCGUGUAUUCACAUUAACUUAAAGUACGACUACCCUCCGGUCUUUAUCACGGAGCACGGCUGGUCCACAGACGUGGGCCUGCAGGAUGAAGACAGAGCAUAUAACCUUCGUGAAUACAUGAAGGCGAUACUACUGGCAAUAGAAGAUGGGACCAACCUGAAGGGAUAUACCGCCUGGAGUUUAAUUGAUAAUGUGGAAUGGAGUGCUGGUACCAGUGAACGUUUCGGUUUAUACGAGGUGGACUUCGAUUCUGACGACAAAACGAGAACACCGCGGCUCUCAGCCCAUGUUUACAAGCGACUUAUUAAAACGAGGGUAGUCGAAGAAAACUGGAAGCCGAAAAGUAUGAAAAUGAAGAUUUCUGAUAGAAAAUUUAAAGAACCCGAACCCAAAGCGGAGCUUUAAACCAUUGUACACUAACAAAUGAAUGUACGUAAUGGCCUUAACUGUUACAGUUAAUGAGACGAUCUCGAUCGCGAUUUUUAGUUUACUUUACAUAAAUUACCACAAACUGCAGAGUUCUUUUAUUUUUUAAUUUUUCUAUAAUUACAGAAUAAAAAAAUAUUUAUUUUUAUAAUUGUUUUAGAACUUUAGAUCGAAAAAAUGUGAUUGCUACAAAUUUCAACAUUUAAGGGUUAUAAGUCAUAGCAAAGCAUUUUUUUUUAUACUGUUGGGCUUAUGGUUCAUUCCAUCAUAUGUCAGCAAAGAUUAUUUUUGUUAUAUAUAAUAAU
This is a messenger RNA of Achroia grisella, 2216 nucleotides long. RefSeq names its product myrosinase 1-like. The coding region runs from base 316 to 1890 and encodes 524 amino acids. NCBI's taxonomy places the organism in Eukaryota, Metazoa, Arthropoda, Insecta, Lepidoptera, Pyralidae. The transcript is spliced from 9 exons. The record is from RefSeq and is a predicted model, not a curated record. Gene Ontology annotation, molecular function: beta-glucosidase activity. Gene Ontology annotation, biological process: carbohydrate metabolic process.